This is a messenger RNA of Temnothorax curvispinosus, 2040 nucleotides long. RefSeq names its product nucleolar protein 56-like. The transcript is spliced from 3 exons. Gene Ontology annotation, molecular function: snoRNA binding. NCBI's taxonomy places the organism in Eukaryota, Metazoa, Arthropoda, Insecta, Hymenoptera, Formicidae. Gene Ontology annotation, cellular component: small-subunit processome; box C/D methylation guide snoRNP complex. Bases 128 to 1582 code for a protein of 484 amino acids. The record is from RefSeq and is a predicted model, not a curated record.
CCGUUAUUAAUAUCUUGCAGUCUGCAACACACAUGGUCCUGCGUUCGCGUGGUUUCACGCGCGUUGAGUGUUGAGUGUUCUUUCCGACCCAGCGUAGGCCAAAUAAAAAUUAUAUAAUUUUUAAAAAAUGUCGCAGCUCUUCAUUUUAUUUGAACAUGCCGCUGGAUACGCGGUAUUCAAAGUCAAAGAGUUCGAGGAGAUUGGAAUGCAGUUACCUCAGGUGGAAGAAUCCGUGAAAGAUCUGUCGCGUUUCCGCAAGAUUGUCACCUACCAUGGGUUUUCACCCUUCAAGACGGCGUUGUCCGCUCUGGAAAAUAUCAACAGUGUCUCCGAAGGAAUCGUUACAGAGGACCUAAAGCUCUUCCUAGAUUCCUCCUUCGGUGGGUUUGCCAAAGAGGAUUUUGUUCUCGGCGUUGCGGAUCCCAAACUCGGUGCCAAUAUCACCGAAACUCUGGGCAUAAGGUGCGAUUAUGUCAAUGCCGUUCCUGAAGUCAUGAGAGGAAUAAGAUUGCAUUUUCAUAAUCUGGUGAAAGGCUUCACCGCUCAGACCUCGGUGAUUGCGCAACUAGGUCUUGGACACAGUUACUCGAGAGCAAAAGUUAAAUUCAACGUGAACCGAGUGGACAACAUGAUCAUCCAGAGUAUAGCUUUGCUAGAUCAAUUGGACAAGGAUAUUAACACGUUCAGUAUGCGUAUGCGAGAAUGGUACAGUUAUCACUACCCAGAACUUUCAAAGAUAGUUCCGGAGAAUUAUACGUACGCGAGAGUGGCGCAAGUAAUAAAAAACCGGAAAGAACUGACGGAUGAGAAGGUGGCGGAGUUAGAAGAAAUCGUUAUGGACAGUGCAAGAGCUCAUGCUAUCGUCAACGCGGCCAAGUCGUCCAUGGGGAUGGACAUAAGUCCAGUUGAUUUAAUGAACGUUGAGAUCUUUGCUGGACGUGUUGUCGCAUUGGUGGGGUACAGGAAAAAGAUGGCCGAAUAUUUAACGUCGAAAAUGGCAGGAAUAGCACCGAAUUUAGCUACUUUAAUCGGAGAUCAAGUCGGCGCUAGAUUAAUAGCACACGCGGGAUCGCUUACUAACUUAGCGAAGGCACCGGCGUCCACCGUUCAAAUAUUGGGAGCGGAGAAGGCCCUGUUCAGAGCGUUGAAAAGUCGUGGAAGGUCGAAUACUCCGAAAUACGGGCUCUUGUUCCACUCUACGUUUAUCGGUCGCGCCGGCACUGCAAAUAAGGGUAGAAUUGCGAGGUACCUGGCGAAUAAAUGUUCCAUUGCUUCCAGAAUUGAUUGUUUCACGGAAAUACCGACGAAGAUAUUUGGUGAAAAAUUACGGCAGCAAGUAGAGGACAGAUUAGAGUUCUACACAACUGGCAAGGAACCGAAGAAAAAUUUGGAAGUAAUGAAAGAGGCACUGAUAGAAACGGAGAUCAUGUUAGCUGCUCUGGAGAAGAAAAAGAAGGAUAAAAAGAGAAAACGUCAGUCGCUCGAAAACGGGCAAGAAAAUGGACACGUUGAAAAUGGCGAAGUAGAUACCUCGUUGCAGAAGAAGAAGAAAAAGAAAAAAUCGAAGGUUGAUAAUGAAUAAAAAAAUUCGCCUUCUAUACAUAUACAUUAAGAUAAGGAUGGAAUAUACUUCUUUAUAUGUAAGCUUAUAUUCGGAAAUAUUCCUACAAAUUUUUACUUAACAGUUAGGAAUCUUUUUCUUCUUUGUAUUAACAUAAAGUUAUGUUUACGUCCAUUAUUUAGCGUUGACACAUUCUGUAUCCCUCUAGGAAUUUAUACAUUACAAGUGCAGACAUUUACAGUGUCUUUCUACAUUGAUACAAGAUACGAAAAUACAAACAAAAAUAUCAAUGGAAUUUUAUUUGAUAUGACAUUGUUUUUUUGUAUUGGGGAAAUACAUGUAUUUUUUAUGUAUUGAAGGAAAUCUUAAACAUAAAACUAGGAUUGUGUACAUCGAACUUAAUCACUGGACUCAUGAAUGAUUGACGACCAAUUGUGUAAUUUAUAUUCUAAGAAAAUAAAAUGGACAAAAUUUACACA